CCUGCCAAAGAUUCUGAAGCUGCUCCAGCAGCUCAAUCUGCUCCUGCUCCCGCCGAAGGUUCUGAAGCUGCUCCAGCAGCUAAAUCUGCACCUGCCGAAACUGCUCCAGCUGAGGCGCCAGCUGCAUCUGAACCUGCGCCAGCAGCUGAACCUGCUCCCGCUGAAUCUGCUCCAGCUCAGCCUCCAGCAGCAGAAUCUGCUCCGGCUCAGCCACCAGCAGCAGAAUCUGCUCCCGAACCAGAAGCCCACAAGGAGGAAGCCGCUCCAACAGAAGCCGCUGCUCCAUCUGCAGAAGCUGCACCUGCUGCACCUGCUGCACCAGAAUCUAUUCCCGUAGAAAAAUCUGCUCCAGAAUCCGCUCCAGAAGCUCCAGCAGCAGCCCAUACUGAAUCCGAAGAGGAAGAUGACGAUGCGGGUGUUGUGCGAAUGCCUCUAGAGCCUGCUGCUGCUGCCGAAGCAGAACCUGCCAAGAAGGAAGCUGCUCCCGCGGAAGCCACCCCAGCAACUCAAGAAGCUGCUCCAGAAGCACAACCCCCAAAAGAAGACGCUGCACCAGCUGAAGCUGCCCCUCCAACCGAUUUCGUUACCCCCUCCUCUGAAGCUCAUAAAGAAGAACCUGCACCCACGGCAGCUGCUGCACCUGCUGAAGCACCAGCUGCUGAAGCUCCAACCACUGCUGCUCCAGAAGCACACGUAGAAACCCCCGCGCCAGCUGCUGAACCUUCAACUGAAUCAGCGGCUCCAGAAGCAGAAGCUCACAAGGAAGAAGCCGCACCAACUGAAGCGACUCCUUCACAAGCACCAGCAGAGACUCCUGCUCCAACUGCACCAAAAGAAGCUCCAGCCGCUGAAACUGCUGCGCCAACUGAAGCUGCCGCCCCCACCGAUUUUGCUACCCCAGCUGCCGAAGCUCCUGCACCAGAAGCUGGAGCUGCUCCUGAACCAGAAUGCCACAAAGAGGAAGUUGCUCCAGCACAAGCAGCUCCUCCAGCAGCUGAAGCCCCAGCUGCAGAACAAGCUCCAGCAGAAGCUGCUCCAGAAGCACAUUCCGAGCCAGCUGCCCCUCAAGUAUCACAACCAGAAGCUGCUCCUGCUCCAGAAGCUCCAAAAGAGGCUGCUUCAAAGCCUGAAUCUGCACCUGCUCAAGAAGCCGCACCCACUGAAGCUCCCUCAGAUUCCUCUGCUCAACCAAAAGCUGAACCCACGCAGGAGGCUGCACCAACCGAAGCUCCUGCCCCAGAAGCAAAACCGGAAGCUGCUCCUGCUCAAGAAGCUGCACCAGAAGCUGUUCCUACGCAAGAAUCUGCUCCAGCUCCGCAAGCGCAACCAGAGGCUGCUCCAACGCAAGAAGCUGCACCU
Strongylus vulgaris is the source of this 1359-nucleotide messenger RNA. Lineage: Eukaryota; Metazoa; Nematoda; Chromadorea; Rhabditida; Strongylidae. The record is from the annotation of a GenBank genome assembly.